Messenger RNA from Miscanthus lutarioriparius, 1383 nucleotides. The record is from the annotation of a GenBank genome assembly. NCBI's taxonomy places the organism in Eukaryota, Viridiplantae, Streptophyta, Magnoliopsida, Poales, Poaceae.
AUGACGGCGCCCUGGCUGGAGCACCGACGGAGGGGGAGGGGAGGGCCGCCGUCGCCCUUCCUUCAGAUCUGGCCGAGGGGAGGGAAUGGGAGGCGAGCAGGCGUUGGGGAAUGGGAGGUGGUGGCGGAUCUGGAGAGAGGAGGGAGGGCCGGGCGAGCAGGCGAUGGGGAAUGGCAGGCGGCGCCGGGGAGGGAGCGAACGGGAGCACGGUGUCGAGCACGGGACCGCUUGGGUCGGGAGGGAGGGGGUUUUCUAGGCCUAAGUGGGGCAAUACUUGUCCAAAUUUACCGCACUCUCCACAUUGAUCCCAGCUCUUUCAUACUGAUGCUGGCAGUUUUGCCCACAGCCGUCACAUUGGUGCUUAUGUAUUUUGUGGAUGUCCACAACCCCAAUGAACGGUACAACAAGAAAUUCCUAGACGCUUUCUCCCUCAUUGCUGUUACUGUUGCCGGAUACUUGAUGAUUCUCAUAAUCUGUGGUCAAAUUUUCUCGAUAAGCUCAGCUGUGCAGAGCAUUUGUUUCGUGGUACUCUUGAUACUAGUGAUGUCUCCGAUAGCCGCCGCUUUAAAGUUCCAGACACCAUAUGAGGAAUCAAUAUCAGAACAAAGGACUGGACUGCUCCGUGAAGAGGUCGCAGAGGAUUCUGAAAAUGCUACCUCCAGUACCGCACUUGGGGGAUCUGACCAAGACCUGUCUGCUGGCAAAGAGAACCUGAAUGUAUUACAGGCCAUGUGCAAACUCAACUUCUGGUUGCUCUUCCUAGCAAUGGCUUGCGGAAUGGGAUCAGGUCUGGCCACGGUGAACAAUAUCAGCCAGAUCGGCGGCUCACUUGGCUACACGACCAAGGAGACCAGCACACUUGUGUCACUCUGGAGCAUAUGGAACUUUUCAGGGCGGUUCGGUGCAGGCUUCAUAUCUGACCAUUUCCUUCGCCAGCGAGGAAUUGGGAGGCCAUUCUUUAUAGGUGUUACGCUGCUGAUCAUGAGCGUCGGUCAUGCCAUCAUCUCCUCCGGUCUCCCUGCAUCACUCUACAUUGGGUCGGUGCUGAUCGGCAUGUGCUAUGGGUGUCAGUGGGCCCUGAUGCCGAGCAUAACAUCUGAGAUCUUUGGGCUGAACCAUUUUGGCACAAUAUUCAACAUGGUGGCUGUUGCGAGCCCUGUUGGGUCUUACAUCCUCUCGGUGCGCAUUGUGGGCUACAUAUAUGACAUCGAAUCUCCACCAGAUGAGCAGUCCUGUGUAGGUAAGCAAUGCUUUGCGCUCUCUUUCAUGAUCAUGGCCGGUGUCUGUAUGUUUGGGUCUGCUGCUGCGUUUGUGUUGUUUAUCAGAACAAGGAAGUUCUAUAGGCGUGUCAUAUACGCGAGGUUGCAGUCUUUUCUAGACUAG